This is a messenger RNA of Protopterus annectens (West African lungfish), 3607 nucleotides long. RefSeq names its product coiled-coil domain-containing protein 63-like. Bases 116 to 1831 code for a protein of 571 amino acids. The record is from RefSeq and is a predicted model, not a curated record. Gene Ontology annotation, biological process: outer dynein arm assembly; cilium movement. The transcript is spliced from 15 exons. NCBI's taxonomy places the organism in Eukaryota, Metazoa, Chordata, Ceratodontiformes, Protopteridae. Gene Ontology annotation, cellular component: axoneme.
GCAGGGGAAGGACAACAGGCACUAAGUAAAAGCUAAUUCCAGAACACCGGGGAAAGCAACAGAAGUCAAGAACAACUAAAUUCUUGGAAUUGCUUCUUCAGUGUGAGAACCAAUCAUGCGUCGUGGGAGACCCGUCUCAAGCAUCCUUUCAGACAUUAGCGAUGUUGACCUCGAAGGACUUGCUGAAGGAGAAUUUGAGAGACUGCAGCGACAAUUCCGUAACAUGGAAAGUGAUCGCCAGGCCUACAGCACUGAAACACAGGAUUUAAUCAGGAGACAGCUUGCUGAGAUAAAAAAACUUGAAAAGGAACGUGAUGACUUAAUACUCAACACACAACUUUCUGAAAGCCGUGUGAACCAGCUUCGUGAUCAGGAUAAGAAGGAGAACCUCCGCAGCCUACUGGAUCAGAAGGACAGGCUAGAGGAUAAGCUGACCAGGGAAAAGCAGACCAUUGCAAACCUUGAUCAAGAAAUAAAAAGUUUGGAAAAGAAAAUUUCAGAGCAAAGAAAAAGAUCUGCAGGACCUUCAGGACCAGCAAAGCAGAACCUACACUUGCAGAAGAACAUAAAAAAAAUGGAAAAUAGGUUGGAUAGGUCAUUAACCAAGUUUAAUGAUCAGCUAACAAAGAAUUCAAAACUGCGAGAGGAACUUGAUAUUUUGAAAGUUGAACGUUCCCGCUUUGAGCAGCUCUACAGGAAGCUUGAAAAGGAAAUGCAUGACACACGAAGAAUCAUUGGCUCAGUUAUAGAAACAUCUUCAGCAGCAUAUGAUGCAAGAGAUGAAGCACAAAUGAAGAUGCUGCAGCUAAAGGAGAAAGCUGAAAAGGAUCUGGCACAGCAUGCUGCUGAGAUCAAAGAACUGCAGCGAAUCAUUGAUCAUGACAGGAAGCUGAAGGAAUUUAUGGGCAUUAAAGGGCAAGAACGCUCAUCUGAUGAGGAUGAAAUGCACCAUAAACGAGAUGAAGAAGAGUCAGAGAAGAGAAAGAGAGAUUCCAAAGAGGAAACAGUUGAGUCUUAUGAACUUGCCUUUCAGAAGAUUCGGAAAGUAAUGGGAGAGGAUAAUUUGGAUGUGCUAGUCCGGAAAUUUAUUGAAGUGGAGGAUCGAAAUUUUGCUCUCUUUAAUUAUGUUAAUGAGCAGAACAGUGAAAUUGAGAUCCUGCGGGAAUCCAUCUCAGAGAUACAAGGUGAAAUUGAAACCUUCAAAUCCCAGACUUUGCAUCUGGAGAAUGAGCACAAGAAAAUCCUAAAGGAACUUGAAUUCAAGCUAAAUGAUGCUGUUCAUCAGUCCGGUCAGCAUGACAAGCAUCAGCAAAGAUGGAUGAAGAUCGUAGACCAACUCAAAGCAGGAGUUGACUCGCUGUUCAAGAAGAUUAAUUGUGAUCACUCUGUGCUGGAUGAGAUGUUAGGAGCAUCAGCUGGAAUACGAAAUAACAAUAUCAUGCAGUACAUGGGACUAAUUGAGCAGAGAACCAAUGAGAUACUGAGUAUUCAGUCAUACCUCAAUUCCAAGGAUUAUGACAAGCCAUACAAUCCUCAGGAAGCUGCCAGAUUCUUACUGGGUCAGUCAGCUGAGAUGCCAUCUUCUCACUUUUCAAUCCAACCACCGUCAACUGGAGAAGACUAUGAUAGUGAGGGUGACCUUGCCAUAACUGAUGAAGAAGAACGACCCUUAACACAAUCUGAACUACGAGAGAAAAUAAUAAAAGGGGUCCUAAAAAAGGAAGAAAAGGCUUCCAAAAAAGGUCAACACAAUGACACCACUGCUGCCAAGGAGGUGAAAGUGCACAGGAACAGCUUAUUAUCCACUCCUAGAAAACACCAAGAAAUCUAAUGCUUUACUUUCCUAAUGUUGUGGCAUCCCAUUGGAAAAGGUGGAUUUGUUCUUCCCCGAGGUUCCUAUAGCAAAAUGUAUCAUGAAAUGCAGAUGGAGUUCUGGUCUGCCAUUUAAUUGUUACAGGAUGCUGCAAGAUAUUGCAGCAGCAUGAACAUAGUAUCUUCAGUCUUAAUUUAUUUCCCUUUUUUGUUACAACAGUGUCAUUAGGAAAGCAAUAUACAAUAGAUGAAGGUAAUAGUUUUCAGCCAGAAAAAUUACAAUUAUAUGUUCAGUAUGGGUUUUGGAAUUACCUGGACAAAUAUCAGUCUUAAAUCUGAAUUAUUAGAACUUGAUGGAGGUUAAAAAUCACAUUCACUGGCUUACCCUGAAAUUUUACAGUCAUUGUGCUAAAAAAGGGAGACUUGCAUUGUGAAUUAAUUGCAACAGCAGCCCUUGACAUUCCCAGCUUUUAUUACUGACAAGAAACAUAGCAUCUAAAAUGUUCUGGUCCAUCCUUGUAUGCUGGACUACUGCUAGGACUGCAGCUUUAUUUUACAAUCACCUCGACACCACUGCAAGCUUUUCCCAGACUUUACCUCCUUCCCUUUAUAAAUAAUCCCCUGCUCUUACCCUUCUCUUCAGAUCUUGCUUGCCACUGUUCACAUUGGUUUUGGCUUUUUCACAUUUUAUUGGCAGACUUGAUAGCCUAGUAUUUACCUAUAUAUCAAUUUAAAAGAAUGAAUUAUUUAUUCUUCUGGUGAAAAAUUUUCAGUCAUUUGACUUUGUUCUGCUUACUUCUACCUAACCUAUUCUUAAGAGCCACUUUAUGUGCUCUGCAGAGUUCAACUUGUGUGGAAUUAGGCUAGGCAUUAAAGCUGCUUGAUCUUUAUUUCUCUUCUGUGAUACAUUUGGCUGUGAUUGUGUGCAUUUUUUUUUACUAUGGAAAAAUGUGUCAUUGAGGAAUGUGCAUUUGUCACCAUGUGAAAUGUGUAGUGUGCCGGUUUCUAUCUGCAGGAGCUGUGUAGUAUUUGUGACAUGUUUAAUAAAUUAAAUUUUACUUAUCCACAAAAUCAAGAAAAUUCUUAAAGAUUUAAUGUCCUGUGAUGACAGCCAGGUUCCUUCCUCCUAUAAGACUUCUCAUGAAGACAGGGAAAAAUCCCGUAAAAGCCACAAAAACAAGUAUGAAGGUGUCAAACAUGAAGAGCAUGAGAGAGCCAAAUAAUUUUCUUGACACCCCCUCCAAAGGUCCCUCAUAUGAAGGAAGCAGGAACUUCUGCGGAAUCUGGUAUGUAAAAAAAUUGCUAGUUAAAGUAAUUGAUGACCAUCCCCUUCCCACUCUGAAGAUACAGACUCAUCAGUGUGAUAAUGAAUCUUCGUUAAUGGAGAUAUCUGACAUGAGUUCUUAGUCAAAGUCCACUUUUCUCAGGUCUGUUUCUUCUUCUAGGUCCAUAGUAGUCAUCAUCUAUGAUGAGAUCACCUUGAAUUUGCUACAAGUUUAAAUGGACUAUGGCCUCCUCCCAUUCUCUCCUAUCAUGUUCAGCUGGACCAGAAAGGUUCCUUGCCAAGACCUUCUGCCUCAUUAGAUUUAGACCACCCAGCUCUCUACCUGCACUGAUACCAACCUGACUGAUUUCUCUCAAGUUGUAACCAAAAACAAAAAUAGGCAGCAAGCUGUUGAAUUCCAACCAGUUUAUUGUUAGCACUUUCGUUCAGAAAAUACAUGAACUUCUUCAGACAAAGAAACGUCAAUUUCUCAGUUAAAAUAAAACUAUCAAUUAAGAUGAGAUAAUUAAU